Molecule: messenger RNA, 8573 nt
Organism: Petromyzon marinus (sea lamprey)
Lineage: Eukaryota; Metazoa; Chordata; Hyperoartia; Petromyzontiformes; Petromyzontidae
Source: RefSeq, a predicted model, not a curated record
UGGGGGCGCAACGCGGCGGCCCCUCUCCCGUUACGUAACCGACGCUCCCGUUCCUCGCGGCUCCCCGGGGGCGUCGCGAGCACCCCAAAGCUGUCGGCGACCAGAGCAGGAAGUUGUUGUGGCUGCUGGUGGUGGUUGUUAAGAUGCAAUCGCGAAAAAAACGGCGGCGGUGGGCAGUGCAGCGCGCGUGAAUUAAUUAUCAAAGUUUGAUUCGUGGUUGCGUGGUGUGUUUGUGGUGGUGGUGGUGGUGGGAGGGGGUUGUGAGCCAUACUUCACCCCGGUGGCGAGAGACUUAAGGCGGCGGUGUCGAUGUCGUGGGUGGACACUUGGCCAAGAGCUGGGACACGCCAACCAACACGAAGUGUCACUGGUACAGUAACCACACCACCACCACCACCAACCACAACAGCCACCACCAACCACCACAACCACCAAAUCAAAACCACAAACAAUCCCACCACGUUCAACAGCAACAACAACAGCAACAGCAGCAGCAAAGACGAUUAUACCAAUAGUAUACAAGGAGCGUGUGUGUCAUAAUGAUGAUAAUGAUGAUACGUGAUCGUAUUUACAUCGAACUAUAAGAAUCGCACGGCGAAAACUUUGUUGUGUUGUUGUUGUUAUUGUGCUGUACACAAUCUUUGGUCACGGCACUCGCUCGCACCGGAUUAUAAGACGCACCCUCAGACUCCUUUUUUUCCCGAUCGAUACAGAUCAAUAGAUUUGUGGGGGGUUCCCUCCCCCUCAUAUAUACGUGUUUAAAACGAAUAAACGUCGUGUUUUGUUUACUUAUGUGCGCCAAAGUCGACGAAGAGUGAAAAAACCCCACGGAAAUCGCCACCACCAACCACCCUCAUCAUCCUGCUGCUGCUGCUCGGGUCUCGGUGCCGCUAAAUCGCAAAGGCUUGGAUAUUACCAUGAUGGCGGCAGCGUGAAUGUGGCGAAAACACGCAAAAUGCUCCGAAUGUAAUUUUACGCACUCUAUUUCAAUUUGCCAAAAACGCCAGUAAAAAGAAAAAAAAGCAAACGCACAACAGCAGCAUGGCAGAUGCGAGUAAGGGGGGAGGAAGUCCCCCAAGGGUUAGACCCCCACGGCCGCCCCCCCCAUCCUGCGUGAAACAGUCCUCGCCCUCACCCGGUGCGCAGUCAAAAGCGGCGAGACCAUCGACCCCGGGAGACGAGGACAGCUCGCAAACAACAGCGUCGAAACUACACGAACGGGAGGAGACUCCUUCAAGAGAGCGGGGCGAUGAACUCGCAAGGCCACAAGAGGAGCUUUGUGCUGGAGACAUCGGCAGAGUCGAGCCGUCCAGUUCAGGCCUGCCGCCUGCCAUGGUCAGGCCCGUCCCGGCCCCCAGGUCGACCCUCGCCGCGUCACGUGCGAACGCGGCCGCCGCCUGCGAUGACUCGUCGUGCUGGGACGACUCGUUAAUGUUCGUGGACGCGAGCGACAGCUUCGGGCAGGCGGAGGCGACGAAUCCCGACGGGAGCUUUUGGAAUUCCUACGUUCUGAGGCAGCCUCCCUCGCCAGAGCGGAUGGGAAAUUCCACCGCCGCGGAUAUAUUCAUGGCGUCCGUUUUAAAGUCCCAGCAACAGCAGCAGCAGCAGCAGGAGCUGCUGUGCGAUAUUGAAACAUCACCGGAGCAGCAGCAGCAGCAGCAGCAUCAACCGCCGCCGCCGCUGCUCCCAAUUGGCUGGACGUGUACCGAUUCUGCCGGUCCAUCGGAGGCCUGCGACCCUUCGUUCGCGAGCUGCCCGUUGAGUUAUUACCGCACAGAGCCGCUGAUAGUCGUGGCACCCACGCCGAGCCCCAGGCACUGCCGCAAAACCAAGGAGGAGAAUUUAACCGGCGAGUGCAGCGCGACCGUCGCCCUCGCGCCCGGAGCGCACGGUCAGGGAGCAGCAGAGGGAGCAGGAGAAGGCGACUCCUUCCAAAGCUGCGUGGGGACACCGGGCGGCGACCGCACGCACGACGCGGAGGGUUCGGAGGUCGCCACGGGCGGCGGCGGCAGAAGCGGCAGCGGAGAGCGGACGCCCAAGGCCUCGUUUUCCUCGGACGAUGAGGACGACGAGAUCGACUUCGAGAUGGUCGACCUCGACUCGCUGAACAUGCGGAUGCAGGCUCUCUCCGUGAUGGGCGGCACGGAGUCGAACGAGGCAGAGGAGGAUGCAUAUUACACCCCCCCGUCGUUCCGGACCCCCUCCCCCAACCUCCUGGAACCUCCGUGCGUGGACGGAGCGAGAGCCGUGACGGUGAGUGACGCGGGGAGCGGCGCGGUCGGUGGUGGCGGUGGUGCUGGCUUUGGCGGUGGCUUUGGUGGUGUUGCCGGUGGCUGCGGUGGUGGCGCUGGCUGCAGCAGUGGCGUCGAUGUCGGCGGCGACGUUGCGGGAGACGCCGAAGCUGUGGACGAGUUGGACGGCUUGAAAAUCCUGCCGUUCGCCCAGAAGGUGGUGAAAAAGCUGGAGUGGCGGAGUCAGUCAAUGGAGGUUCCCAACGGCACGUCGUGGACCGGUGAAGACGUCACGAAGCGGAGGCACUCGGAUAUGCCGGCAUCCACUCACAAGAGCUCAAGCCACAGGACAACGGUGCAGUCGGAGAGCCUCUUUGAAGUCUCGACAGAGGGAAAUGAAGAGGAAGUGGAAUUUUCUCGCAUGGUCACAGGGCUGCGAGAGCGAUUCAGCCACAGCGACUGGAGUUCGAACUCGGGGAUCCUGCGCAGCCCCGUGUACACCUUCACCGAGGUGUGCAGCGUCAUGCUCAAGGUGCUGGUGGAGUUGGACAACGCUCAUCCCGAGCCCAUCACCUUCACCUGCGAGUCCCAGUCCCCAGUUGAGCUGCUGCUGAUUCAGAUCUUGUGCUUCCUGCACCCGGACUUCUCACAAGUGGACGUGACCGAUUACCUCCUCAAGGUGCACGGGCUGGACGAGGUCUUGCAGAGCGAUCGACAGUUUGGCAGCCACAGCUACAUCCAGCACUGCCGGCGCUUCGAUCUGGACGUGCGGCUGAAGCUGGCGCGGCGCAGCGCUCUCAGGCAGGGGCUGGCUCGCACCGAAGAGGAUGAUGCUCGCCCAACCGUCUUGCGUAUUGACCAAGAACUGCACGAGUGUCCACAGAAGCGCUCGCUCACCAAGCAGGGGCUGUCAAUGCUCAUGGAUGUCUAUCACAGUGAGGUGGAGACGCUGCUGCUGCACGAGCAAUCGGGCAUUGGCGUGAGCACGGACCGCGUCAUCCAGGCCGCCAAGGCGCUGUGCUUGGCGCUGGAGAGCGUGGAGACGCCGGCCGUCACCAACGCCGUGUCUUCCCUGCGACACUUCGGCACGGCCGCCCCCCAGCAAGAGGGUGCCUUCCAAAGCCAGUGGGGCUCAGGCCUGCUUCCUGAUCAAUCGUGGGGCAUUUCAGGUUCCCUGCGCGCGCCGCUGGAGGCCCUGACGGCGUCGCUGCACCAGCUGAUCGAGCUGCACGGCGCCGCGUUCCGCACGCACGCGCAGGCGCGUCGCCCCACGCGCUAUUCCUACCCGCUCACCGACGACCAGCUCCGCUUCUCGCUCUACGCCGCGCACCGAGUGCCGCCCGCCUGGAUCGGCAGCUACGAGCGCUACUACAUGGUGUGCACGCUGAACCACGGCAGCAGGCCCCUCUGCCGGCCGUGGAAGACGCAGAAGGUGUUGCUCGAGAAGAGCUUCUCGCACUACAUCCGCUGGAACGAGAUAGUCAAAUACCCGCUGUCAGUGGCCAGUGCCCCCCGAGAGAUAGUCCUCCGUCUGCAGCUGUACGGGGUCAUGGCGCUUCCAGCAGGCACCUCGCAGGACGGCUACAAGCAGCAGGAGGAGGUCCUAGGAUGGGCCAGCAUGCCGCUCUUCAACUUUCGCGAUGUCCUCGCAAGCGGUAGUAAGCUGCUGGAGCUAUGCUCCGUGAACCCCAACGGGAUCGGAGGCGGAGGGAUAGCUGCCACCGUCAAAGACAACGUCAUCCUGCAGAUCGAUUUCCCCGAGUCGAAUUUUGACGUCACCUUCCUGACGCCCAAGCCGGAAUCCUGCACGCCGACGCAGAGGCCUGACGCGGUGGAUGAGGCCACGCAGCAGAAACUCUCCACGCUCCUCGACAAGCGCUUCCUAUUCGACCUGUCGGACAAUGACAAGCGAGCGCUGUGGGACCUCCGCGCGCUGUGCCUGGGGAACUGCCCCCCCGGCGCCCUGCCCCUCGUGCUGGCCGGCUGCCCCAGCUGGGCGCACGCGCAGCUGCCCGGGACGUACGCGCUGCUGCGCGCGUGGCCGCCGCUGUCUCCCGUGCGCGCCCUCGAGCUGCUGCACGCGACGUUCCCGGACCAGGAAGUGCGCCGCCUCGCCGUGAGCUGGAUCGAGAACCUCUCGGACGACGAACUCGCAGACUACCUGCCGCAGCUGCUGCAGGCCGUGAAGCAUGAGUGUCACCUGGACAGCGCUCUCGUGCAGUUCCUCCUCGCCAGAGCCAUGAGCAGCGUCAACAUCGCCCACUACCUCUACUGGCUGCUGAAGGACACCCUGGACGACGAGCAGGCCGGCGAGCGCUACCAGCUGGUGCUGGGCGCGCUGCUCAGCUGCGUGGGGAGCCGCCUCUCCGCCCAGCUGGAGCACCAGGCGCGCCUCGUCCACGAGCUCACGCACGUGGCCACGCGCGUGCGCGCUGCCACUCCCGGAGCCGCUCGCAAGGCCGCUCUGAGAGAGGGCCUGGCGGACGUGGAGAAGUUCUUCGAGCGGGAGGGCGAAUGUCGCCUCCCGCUUAAUCCCAGCCAGGUGCUGACGGGACUCAACUUAAAGGCUUGCUGUUACUUCACAUCAAACACCACGCCUCUGUGUCUAAAGUUCCUGAACCGAGAUGCACCCGGAGAUGACAUCAGCGUCAUGUUCAAGACGGGCGACGACCUGCGGCAGGACAUGCUGACGCUGCAGGUGAUGCGCGUCAUGGAGAGCGUGUGGCUGCAGGAGGGCCUCGACAUGCGCAUGGUCCGCUUCCGCUGCCUCUCCACGGGCAAGCAGCGAGGCAUGGUGGAGUUGGUGCCGGGAGCUGAGACGCUGCGCCGGAUCCAGGGAGAGCACGGAGUGACGGGAUCCUUCAAGGACACGCCGCUGGCCCUCUGGCUGCGCAAACACAACCCCUCUGAGCAGCAGUACCAGCAGGCGGUGGAGAACUUCAUCUACUCGUGCGCCGGCUGCUGCGUGGCCACGUACGUGCUCGGCAUCUGCGAUCGGCACAACGACAACAUCAUGCUACGCACCACGGGGCACAUGUUCCACGUGGACUUCGGCAAGUUCCUGGGCCACGCGCAGAUGUUCGGAAACAUCAAACGGGACCGCACCCCAUUCGUGCUGACGGCCGACAUGGCGUACGUCAUGAACGGCGGCGACCGUCCCACCAGCAGCUUCCAGCAGUUCGUGGAGCUCUGUUGCCAGGCGUACAACGCCAUCCGCAAGCACGCGGGACUCCUCUUCAACCUCCUGGGCCUGAUGAUGACGUCGGGCAUCCCGGAGCUGUCCAACAUGGAGGGCCUCGUUUAUGUGCGCGACGCACUCCGGCCCCAAGCCACCGAGGCAGAGGCCGCCGAGCUCUUCACGGGGCACAUCAAGCUGAGCCUCAGCAGCCUGGCCACGCGCAUGAACUUCUUCAUCCACAACCUGGCACAGCUGCGCGCGCCCGGCACCGGCACGCUGGGCUCGUCGCCGGAUCGCGGCCGCCCCUCGCUCUCCAUCGUGACCCCGCGUGACCUCGCCAUCGCCGCCGCCUCGGCCCAGGGCCGGGCCCUGCACGCGUGCGUCACGGGCUACAGCAAGCGCUACAACCCUGACAAGUACUACCUCUACUCGAUUCAGGUGAAGCGCGAAGGGCACCCGAAGCCCAGCGUCAUCCACAGGACGUUCGGGGAGCUGCAGGAGCUGCACUCGAAGCUGUCUAUGCUCUUCCCCGCGCCAAAGUUGCCGCGGUUCCCAAACCGGCUCAUCCUCGGCCGGGUGAACACUCAGGAGGUGGCGGCUCGCCGGAAAAUAGACAUCAGCAACUACUUGGCAGCUCUCCUGCAGUACACCACGCCAGAGGUGGCACAGUGUGAGCUGGUGGCGAUGUUUCUGUUGUCCCUCAUUCGAGACCAAAGUCAGUCAGACGCUGAGAGCUCUCCAUCGUCUCCAGAGGGCUUGCACGCGGUGCCGCUGGGCUCCGAGCCCGGCGGCGAGGUGGACGUUCGCAUCGUUCACCGCAACGGAAGCCUCUACGUCCUCGUGUUCGGCUGCCGCGGCCUGGUGUCUCCCGCAGGAUCAUAUCUCUUCCCGUGUGUCAAGACGCUGUUGCUGCCAGACCCUUACCUCGCCACCAAGCGCAAGACGCGUGUGCUGCACAGAACACCCAACCCCAAAUUCAACGAGAUGUUCCUGUACAGCAGCUACAGCCGGGAGGCGCUGGCGCAGCGUGCGCUGCAGAUCAGCGUGUGGAGCGUGCAGGGCAGCAAGCGCUCCGUCUUCCUCGGGGCGGCGAGCCAGCCCUUGGCCGACCUCGACCUGUCUCACGACAACUCGCUCGCGCUCACGCUCGGCCCCGUGCUGGACUAGGCGCGGGCGCGGGCGCGCGUCGCACCGGGGCGUGUGCUCCCAACUCUCGCGCGCGUCCCCCGCCGUGAUCUACGGCGAGGAAGACGACGAACGAACCGGAGCGGCGCCGCCGGAUCCGGGAGUGGCCCAGGAACAACCCAGGAACGUUAGCACGGGCCCACCCACCCCACCCACCCACCACUCCCCAACAAGACCAUCAUCCCCCCCUUCUGGUCCCUGUUAUAAAAUAACGUAAUGUCAACUCGCAACGCACACAGCAUAUCGUUGGCUGUCCAAGAGAUGAAAUCAAAUCGGACCCUUAUUGCACUUCACAUCCGCCUGGGUGAGAAUGCAGGGCGAUCGCUCAGCUCGGCCGCUCCGUGUCACAGACGCGGCCUGCUGCGUGAGCUUGGCGGUGGCGGCAGCACGGGCGGCGUUUUGCGACGUUUGGAUUUACCGGUUGAGUAAUUGCCGGGAGCUUUUUCCGACCCGGCAACACAUUUUCCCUCUUUCCUUCGUCCGAUCUCCCUUCUUCCCUGAGUUGUUCUCUCUUCAGUUGCUUUUGUUGGUCCAUCUUGCGUUGUGUUAACCACCGUGCCAUUGCACCUCCCAUAUCUACGCAUAUCUGCGCAACCGCUAUCGAUGCGUAUCUAUUGUAGGCUAGCCACGGACACAUUCGCCGAGCUUCCUAUAAACUUAAUAGCCCAGUAGUACACUGAAAUGCAGGCUCAUUUUAUAUCGGUUCUAGACUUGAACGCUCAGAGUUAUCCCUUCACACUAGCUUUGAGCACACAUUCGUCUGGAAUGUAGUCGAGAAUGUCGUGAUGGGAAUAUUGUCUAGUAAUAGGGUAUAGCCUAGUAAUGGUGUUAUAGUCGAGUAAUGGGGGUAUAGUCUAGUAAUGGGGGUAUAGCCUAGUAAUGGUGUUAUAGUCUAGUAAUGGGGGUAUAGUCUAGUAAUGGGGGUAUAGUCUAGUAAUGGGGGUAUAGUCUAGUAAUGGGGGUAUAGUCUAGUGAUGAGUCAGUGGCCUCGGUGCGACUGUCGGUGAGCGUUAUGGAGGUGACGUGGCUUGAAAAGGCGUAUUGAUUCUCGUUCGGGGAGAGCCUUUCAUGGUGCAGAAGUGAGCCUUGUUUUGAUGAACGAGGUGGCAAGAAAAGGUCAUCGCCAUGACCCUAUUUUAACGUCGGGAGGCCGUGCGUGCGGCGGGUUGCGUUGCAACGACAGACGGCACUGGGCGGGCGAACGUUUAAAAUGGGGUGUUGGGGUGGCGGUCCUGUGCCCUAGGAAGUUCGUGCAACAGAAACGUUCAAGCUUUGCUUCCGUUGCCCGCCGUGGGUCCGGAAGUACAGACCCAAGUGCGCAACCCCAGAGAGACGUGUGCACGCUUGAUCGACUCAACGUUGACUUAUAAGAUUCCCCCCCCCACACACACACACACACACCCGCGCGCCCCUUGCGUAGCAACGUAGGAUUACCCGGGUGGGCAAGUGCUGUUGGUGAGCGCCUGUUGAGGCACGGGACGCUGUACGAGAGGUGGCGGUGUGGCCGCCACCACGCCCGCCCGUCUGUCCGUGUCUCCGCGGUGCUGAUGGUUAUUCACCACCGUCGGCUUGCUCACCUGGGGGGGACGGAGGUGGGGGGGUGGAGGGUAAAGACACGGGGACCGAAUUUAGACGUCGCUUGUCAACCGGCGUUGGCCGUGGCUUGGGAAUCGGAACUGGGGCCGCCGCGUUUUUGUCGCACGGCGGCGCUUUCGGACCACUGCACUGCCUCCGCCACCGCCACUUCGCGGCACUUUUAUUUUUAAUAGCAUUAUUUAUUUAAAUAUUUCACCCCGGAAAGGGCCCUCGAGAUGGAGCAAAAACAAAAAAACCCCUUGGCAAGAGUGCCCAGGGUGCGGAUUGACGCGUGCGCGGAAAACGCGUGACGACAACGGCAAAGAUCCCCCGCAGAGCCCCUAGAAAAUUGUUGGGGCAAGUGCUGUUAGCGAGCACCUAAUGAAGGCCGGAACGGCACACGA